AGAACCGGAAUAAACGAGACUUCAAACACGUGCGGGCGCAUACCUGAGCUUCUUGUGAACUGUCGAAGUAUUAAUAACAAAGUUGACGAGUUUGCAUCCCUUGUGGCGACUACUCAAGCGAAAAUUAUCAUGGGUACAGAAUCUUGGCUGGACAGUACGAUACCUGAUACUGGGAUCUUCCCACAUGGAUUCACUAUUUAUAGGAAAGAUAGAAAUCGCCAUGGCGGGGGAGUAUUCAUUCUUGUUGCGAACGAGUGGACUAGCGAGGAAAUUUCUUUUAAUAAUUCAGCAGAAGCAGUGUGGUGCCGCGUUUACUUACCGAAGGGAAAAACUGUCGUUUUUGGUUGUUUCUACCGUCCGCCGGACAGUAGUGACACUCCCAUGACACUGCUCUCUGAGAUGAUGCAGUCUAUUCCAGACAGUGUAUUUUUGAGUGGGGAUUUCAACCUACCAGAUUUUGAUUGGACAACCUGUGGUACACAUAAUAGGUCAUCAGUCUAUACUUUGUUUGGUGAAUUCUUGAGAGUUUUUGGUUUUUUUCAAUAUGUGAAUGUUCCUACAAGACAUGAUGCCAUUCUGGAUUUAAUCUUAUGUAAUGACCCCAAUGUUGUUUCCACUGUGUCGGUGAUCCCUGGUAUAAGUGAUCAUAAGGCCGUUGUGACAGACUUAAACAUAAAAAACGUUCAAAUAGCACAGGAAAUACCAAGAAAAAUUUUCCUGUAUGACCAUUGUGAUUAUGAUUGCGUUUCUGCAGAACUAGAGUUGUAUUACCCAACAUUCUUGCUUCUGGCAGAAAGCCGUUGUUCUUCGGCGCUGUGGUCUUCUUUCCGUGAUAAGCUACUUAACGCAGUCGAAGCUCAUGUACCAAAUAGAAUACUAAAAAAGAGAACGAAGCAAAAACCUUGGUUUAAUGGUGACAUUCGCAGAUUAAUUAGGAAAGCACGAAGUUCGUACAGAAAAUUUCAAAAAAGAAUUCUAAUGAGCAAGAGCUGA
Messenger RNA from Dermacentor silvarum, 993 nucleotides. RefSeq lists its product as uncharacterized. The transcript has a single exon. The record is from RefSeq and is a predicted model, not a curated record. The annotation marks the transcript as partial. Lineage: Eukaryota; Metazoa; Arthropoda; Arachnida; Ixodida; Ixodidae. Gene Ontology annotation, molecular function: catalytic activity.